UAAUCACAAUCCCCAAUCUCUAUCUCUUAUCUCUUCUCUCUCUCUCUCUCUCUCUCUCUCUCGAUAGAACCACCAAUGUCUUCUCUUUCUCUCUCCUCAAUCUCCUCCGCCUUCCUCCCACAAAGCCCAUCAAAGCCCACGAUCAAGAACCCCACGAGAAUCAAACUCCCCCCUCUCUCGGUUACGGGGAAGAGGUACAAGGGGACGGCGAUGAGGGAGGAGAUGCUGACGGAGAUGAUCGUGAAGAAGGUGGCCGAGGCCAUGGAAGUCUGCGGCGGCGAUGAAGCCAAGGGCUCCGACGGGUGCAGGGUCGCUUGGGACGAGGUCGAGGAGGUCAGCCAGGCGAAGGCCCAUCUCAGGCGGAGGAUCGCGGAGAGCGAGGCCGACCCGCUGGAGUCGUUCUGCGAGGAUAACCCCGAGACCGAUGAGUGCAGGGUCUACGAGGAUUGACGGCUUGGUCCGUUACACUAACGAUGUACCACGUGAAUGGCGAAAAAAUAUUUGAUGAUAUAAUGAUUUUGUAUGGCGUAAGAAAGUGUGUUGCUUUAAUGGGUGACUAGUUCUUGCUUUUUUUUUUUUUUUU
Molecule: messenger RNA, 583 nt
Organism: Asparagus officinalis (garden asparagus)
Lineage: Eukaryota; Viridiplantae; Streptophyta; Magnoliopsida; Asparagales; Asparagaceae
Product: calvin cycle protein CP12-3, chloroplastic
Exons: 1
Coding region: 76-450 (124 amino acids)
Biological process (GO): negative regulation of reductive pentose-phosphate cycle
Cellular component (GO): chloroplast
Source: RefSeq, a predicted model, not a curated record